AAAAUCACAAUCUUCAGCGGAAAACAGCAUACAAGCUCUAAACAAGCGCAUAGAUGCGAUUCAAAUGGUACUUCAUGAUUUUACUACUAAUCCCGCUUUGUCUCUAGUACACCCAGCUGAUAGGCCGUGAUUACACAGCUCGUUCAAUCUCAGAAUCAUGCUAUGCAAACUAUACAGGACCAGCAGCAUUCAAUACUAACCGCGGUACUUCCCCUUCUUCCACUUGUACAAACCUUCCCUUUGUAUGCGGAUCAGGUCAAAACGUUCAUAACCGAUAACGUCCUGUCCAGUAUUUCAAGUCUGAGCCGCGAUAUUGACAGCAUGAAGGUCACUUUAUCCGAUCUAUCCGUUCCUUUGAACAGCAUGCAAAGUGUUUCCAAUUCAGCUGUAUCAGUCCUGCGCCCUUUUCCUGAGAAUCGGUCCACCCGCAAGCGCACCAAUUCGCGGUUAAAUCAAGACGACGCACGUUCAGGGCGCUCACAAUCCGAACGGCCUCACUCUGUCGACCCGGCGACGAGUAGCCCUUGCACAGAUCAUCAUAAGAAGCGGCGAUUGGAUAGCGUAUUACCUACUACCUCACUUGAGCUCGUGGGACCUCAUACGGCGAAUUCUCCGGCAAAACACGCCCUGGAUGUGCGCGAAUCCCUAAUUGCCGACAGGUUGACUUCUCCCGCGUGUGGCUCUGUUACUAGCAGCGGCUACACUGCAGCACCAAGGCCUGAACACACCGCGAGGACGCCGCUCGCUGACAUACUGCCUCCUCUAGUCAACUACGCCACUGUACAGUUUCGAAAGCCCGCUACCAAAUAUCCUUCUUCCGGUCCUGCAGCCAACUUUCCAACGAAUGUUCAAAAGAUGCAUGCUUCUUCUCAGUCGGGCAGAUAUCCACUUCCAUCGGUUCGAGUUGACGAGGCGAUUCCUUUAGCAUCAACCGCUACACCAAUCAGUUCGAAUAUCUCUACUACGGCUACGAAGUCCGACAACUUUGUCCCACCAACUGCUAACAAAGACAGGAAGACGCCAGAAUCGGCACCUGCUGCUCUAUCCAUCCAUCCGCAACCAACUUCGAAGGCUAUCAAGUUGGAAGAAGUUCUUCGCUCGCCCCUGAGAUGUUAUCUCUCCAUUCCGCCGUCACCGCUAUCGUCUUUGUCUCCGUCUCCAGCACUGGCUCCAGCCCAGGCCGUUUUGAAAAAUCAGGUUCAGCAUUCUGCGAGUGGAAUGGCACGGCGACAAGUCACAUUUGCUACGUCGAAUCAAGCAUUCACCUCAUCCACCUGUCCUGGUCCUUCGGUACCAUCGUUACGUACGCUUGAUUCCAUGUCCGCAUCGAUGAGUUUGCGUGAUCGACGUGCGCAGAUGUCUAUGCUCGGACGUACUGCUUCCAGUGCAAAGCGCUUUAUCCCUCUGGGUUCCUCCUCCGAUGAAGAAGGCUAAAGACCGCAUACAUUUCCUCUCUUGCUUCUCAAUCCCCGUUUUCACCAGUUGUA
This is a messenger RNA of Suillus fuscotomentosus, 1487 nucleotides long. RefSeq lists its product as uncharacterized. The record is from RefSeq and is a predicted model, not a curated record. The coding region runs from base 163 to 1434 and encodes 423 amino acids. Lineage: Eukaryota; Fungi; Basidiomycota; Agaricomycetes; Boletales; Suillaceae. The transcript is spliced from 2 exons.